AUGUCAUCUCGUACAUUCUCGCGCCUUGUCCGAUUCGUGGCUGGCGACGGAAAGACUUACUACGGAGACGCCAUUCUCCCCCACGGAGUUACUGAUGUGUCCAAGGCGCUCAAGGCCAAGCUUAUUGAAGGAGAUAUAUUUAAUGCCAACCACAAUGUUACUGAGAAGAUUAUGGAUAUCAGGAAACUUCUGUCUCCGCUUGCAUUGGAAGAUAUUAAGACUGUAAGAUGCUUAGGUCUCAAUUAUGCGCAGCAUGCAAAAGAGUCAAACAUGCCAAUUCCAAAGUUUCCUGUAGUUUUCUACAAACCUGUUACUUCAAUUGCGGGACCUUCAGAUCCAAUUCCCGUUCACACUAUUGUCCAAUCUGACCCGGGUCUCGACUACGAAUGCGAACUUGUCGCUAUUAUUGGCAAAGAGGCAAAGGAUGUUUCGGAGGAUAAGGCUUUGGAGUAUGUUCUAGGCUACACGGUAGGAAAUGAUGUGAGCCACAGAGAAUGGCAAUUGAAGAAAGGAGGCGGUCAAUGGUCAUUGGGUAAAGGAUUCGAUGGGUGGGCACCUAUGGGGCCAGCUAUCAUUAGCCCUAAACUUAUCCAGGACCCUCAAAGCCUUCGAAUCUCAACAAAGGUCAAUGGAAAGACUAUGCAGGACUCAUCAACCGCAGAUAUGAUAUUCUCAGUAGCCAAAACAAUCGCCUUCUUGUCCCAAGGAACCACAUUAGUGCCUGGCGACAUUCUUUUUACCGGAACACCACAAGGUGUGGGGAUGGGUAAAACACCUCAACAGUGGCUUAAUGACGGAGAUGUUGUAGAGAUUGGCCUUGAGGGUGUUGGUAGCAUUAAGAACAAAGUGGCAUUUUCUCAGACCAAGGCAAAGUUGUAA
Morchella importuna is the source of this 879-nucleotide messenger RNA. RefSeq lists its product as uncharacterized. The coding region runs from base 1 to 879 and encodes 292 amino acids. NCBI's taxonomy places the organism in Eukaryota, Fungi, Ascomycota, Pezizomycetes, Pezizales, Morchellaceae. The transcript has 9 exons. Gene Ontology annotation, molecular function: catalytic activity. The record is from RefSeq and is a predicted model, not a curated record.